Molecule: messenger RNA, 1272 nt
Organism: Aspergillus wentii DTO 134E9
Lineage: Eukaryota; Fungi; Ascomycota; Eurotiomycetes; Eurotiales; Aspergillaceae
Exons: 5
Coding region: 1-1272 (423 amino acids)
Source: RefSeq, a predicted model, not a curated record
AUGACCCUCAAUGGUUCAGCCUGUCCUGCGCCGUUUCUGCUAGAGGCGUUGUAUCCGCGUGAGGGUGGCUAUAUCCCCGGUCGCUAUUGCAAGGCAUUUGACAGCGCAUCGUGUUGUCUCCCCUGCCCAGUCACCAACUGGCGAUACCCUGAUGAAUAUCAGAACGAACUCGACAUCCCCGGCUGGAUCGCGGUCGUCGUUCUCGUCCUCGUCGUCUGGUUACUCCUCACCUUUCUCCUGCUCCAUCCAGACGAUACAUGGCGUCAUUAUCUCUCCACAACCCCAUUGCUGGGCUUUGUCCUUGUCUCACUGGCGUUUAUCAUCCCGUUGAACCAAGAGGUCAAUCAUUGUUACGAUGCGAUCACGCCAAAUGACUGGCGGUCGGAUACCAGAUGUGCUUUUACGGGUAUUCUGCUGAUGCUCGGGGUGUGGAUUGUCGUCAUCAGUUGCUUCUUCCGAUCGGUCUCGCUAUACCUCCAUCUCUGCUGGGAAGUCGAUCUCGGUCAGAUAUUCAUGUAUACCUCUCUCACCACCACGAUUGUCGGCUCCAUCGCCCUCGUGAUCCUCCUUGUGGGAGUGUCUGGAAUAUCCUACCAAGUUGGCAAAACCUGCUACAUUAGCAUUCCGCACAGCAAGGCGACCUUUUGGGGCCCCAUGAUGGCAGUCGCGGCGUUAUCCAUAAUCCUUCAGACGAUGAUCAUCGCCUUUUGCGUUUAUACAGUGGUCCGACCGGUGUACGAUAGCUGGAUAGCAUCGCGAUACUCGAGUGACGAAGAGUCCAUAAUCUCGUAUACCGCUUUCAGCGCGCGCCAGGCGUCUCGAAGAGUGUUGCGUAUUCUGCGGAUGCAGUGGAGAGCCAUUGCCAUUGUGGUUUUGGUGCUCAUCCAUGUUGUUUUUAUGGCGAUUGCGUUUCAAACGCUGCAUUUGCCGGAGCAUUACUCUCUGGCCGAGGUGAGGCCAUGGUUUCAAUGUCUCAUCAAUUCAAAUGGGGAUAAGAAUGAAUGUCUGUCGUAUGCGAAGCAUCUGGGCCCAAGUCGCGUGAUGUGUAUUGUUGCAUUGUCCAUUGUCUCGUCCUGCGGCAUCUGGGGUCCUGUAUGCUGCGUCCGAUCGACCAUGGCGAUAGGAUGGAUUGAACUCUUCCGAGGCCAGCAACCCACCGAACAAACUCCGAGUCCAGGUCAUUCUGAAAAUCCGGACAUCGAGACCCUCAUUGACAGCGACUCUCAUCAACUCGCCGUCGUUUCGCCCGGUGGAAAAAUCGAACUACGAUGA